AUGUCAUCAGCUAAGCCUAUAGAUACUCUUAGUGCUUUAAAUGCUCGUUUGUCAUUUGUGCUUUCACCACAGUCUGAAGCUGAGAAGAAGUACAUGUCUCGAGUUUCUUAUGCUAGUACAGUGGGAAGUUUGAUGUAUGUUAUGGUCUGUACUAAGCCUGAUCUUGCCCAUGCUAUUAGUGUUUUCAGCAAGUUCAUGGGCCAACCUAGAAAGGAGCAUUGGCAAGCCGUUAAAAGGAUUUUUUGUUAUUUUAAAGGUACGUUUGAUGUUGGUCUCAUUUAUGGGAAUUUCACAGAGUGUUUGGUGACCGGUUAUUCUGAUUCUGACUAUGCUGGAGAUGCUGACAGUAGGAGGUCUAUGACUGGCUAUGUGUUCACUCUGGGUGGUUCUGUUGUUAGUUGGAAGGCAUUCUUACAGCCUACAAUUACUUUUUCUACUACUGAAGCAGAAAACAUGGCCUUGACAGAAGCUGCUAAAGAGGAAAUAUGGCUGAAGGGGUUAGUUGGUGAUCUUGCUUUACAUCAUGACCAGCUAUUGUAUAUUGUGAUAGUUUAA
This is a messenger RNA of Benincasa hispida (wax gourd), 555 nucleotides long. Lineage: Eukaryota; Viridiplantae; Streptophyta; Magnoliopsida; Cucurbitales; Cucurbitaceae. The record is from RefSeq and is a predicted model, not a curated record.